CUCCUCUCGAUCCCGUUACCGCCGCUAGCACACCGCAUAUAUCACGAGUUUCUUCUUGGUGUUCUUUUUUCCUCUCGCCUCACCCACGAAGAUGACCGCUUGAUAGCGCCCCCCAGAUUUUGAAUGGACUCUGUUUGUGAGCACACCCUAGAGCUGUUUUUGGAUUACACGAAAUUUGGAAAUCGACAACCUUUUUAUGGAUUUUGAAGGAUUCCAGAACAGAUGAUCGUGCGAAAUGAAGAGACACAACGUUAACCCGGCGCUGUGGAUUCUAGUCAUUGCUCUUCUCCUGAAGAAUUGUAUGGCAGGUCCUUCUUCUGCUUUCAAGUUGAAGAAAAAUUCGACUUCAAUCGAAAGCAGAGGUCUCACGCCACAAGCAAGCAUCGGGAUUCCGCGAAGACUUCCAUCGCCGUGGGCAGGAAAGCUGCAAAACCUCAGAGGACGACCGCGGCAACGAAUGUCCACAACAACCACCACUACAACUACAACACCUGCUCCAGAGACAGAAACGGAGAUCCUGGUGAAUACCACCGACAAAGACUCAACAUUCAGGAAGCGAAUGGACAUAUUCGACAGCACAGGUUCUGAGAACCCUCUUUCCGUGGUUUGGCCAUUGCGGGCGAGACCGGCUGCCUCAAAGCGGUUUCGAAUACCGACCCCAACCACCCCAGCUCCGCAGGUGCUGCUGAAACUCCUGCAGCCAAAGCCCACCAGGCCAGCCAUCUACAGUUUGGAUGGCUUCGUCCCAAAGCCUUCUAUACAGAGGAUUGUAUCCACGGAGGCCCCUCCGCAUUUCAAGAAGACGGAUUUGCAACUGCUGUCCAGUAUUCCUAGAAGAAGAAAGUUCACAAAAUUAGUUGGCAAUACUCUACCUAGCUGA
This is a messenger RNA of Uloborus diversus, 880 nucleotides long. RefSeq names its product adipocyte plasma membrane-associated protein Hemomucin-like. Lineage: Eukaryota; Metazoa; Arthropoda; Arachnida; Araneae; Uloboridae. Bases 236 to 880 code for a protein of 214 amino acids. The record is from RefSeq and is a predicted model, not a curated record. The transcript is spliced from 6 exons.